AUGUCACAAAUUCCUUUGGAUCACCCAUGGUCAUCAUUUAUUCCAUCACCACCACCUCCAGUCGUCAACACCAAUCCGUUUCGAACGGAUUCCAUUCCUAAUGGUCCGAUCAAAGACAAAAUUCAACAAUUUCAAAUGGAGCAUGACUUGGAUCGUGACAUCAACGAGUCCACCUCCGAUUCCGUUUCUUCUUCCUGUUGUCUGUUUUUACAACUUCUCCCAUCUGAAAUUCAAGUUCAUAUCGCUACCUAUCUUUCAGUGAAAGAUAUAUUUCAUUUGGCUCUCACUCAUCGAAAGCUUGUCAAACUCUUCUUCAAUCAAACACCAAAACGAGUUCAAUUUCUUUCAUUAUUUCGAGAAAUUAAAGUUGAUCAAGAUUUUAUGUGGAACGGAAAUACUGAACUGAGAUCCUUGAAUCAAAUGAUCACGACUAAAGAAAUGGCUUCUGAAUAUCAUAAAGAUGAAUUGGAUGAUACGUUUAGAAUGGUUCAACAACUCAUUUGGAAAUUUCACGUGUGUCGUUAUUUCCCUCGAUUCGAAUAUUCUGCUGUGAACAUUCAGAAUUGGAUGCAUGUGUUGAGAAGACGAGUGGCUCACUUGAAAUUACAUUCGCCACAUUUAUUGCCACUCUUUGAACAUGAAGAGAAAAUUCGAAAAACACAACAGUUUCGAAAGCAAUUAUUGAAGAAUGAAUUAUCAUCGUUCAAUUCGAACCAUGACAUUCCACCACCACCACUUGUUUCUUACAAUCCUUUUUACAAUGAGGUUCAAGAAUUUGAUGGAGUCAAUCCAUUCGAAAUUGAUAGUGUUGAAAAUUGUGAAUGGAUUUACAAGUGUCCUUUAGAUUUCUUUCAACUCGACACAAACAAACCAUACGAUCCAUACAGUUCAGAGACACAAAAAUUUUGUACACAAUGUUCCAAAACAGUGUACAAAGUAAAUACCGUUGAAGAAUUAGAAUUUCAUGCAAAAGAGGGACAUUGUGUGGCGUUUAUGAGACCAAUACCGCUCUUACCACCCUUAAUGGGAGUGCCAAUGCCUUUCAAUCCAUCUGAGCCUCCACCAUUUGUGUUGAUUCCAAAUACAGGAGAAAACAUUCCACCUCCUCCAUUCUCAGGUGUUCUAGGGGAAGGGACAAGUAUAGGAUCGUCAACAACAAAUGGUACUACAUCAAACACAAAUUCUGAAGGGGAGAUUCCUCCACCACCUCCUUCUUUGUAG
Naegleria lovaniensis is the source of this 1221-nucleotide messenger RNA. RefSeq lists its product as uncharacterized. The coding region runs from base 1 to 1221 and encodes 406 amino acids. NCBI's taxonomy places the organism in Eukaryota, Heterolobosea, Eutetramitea, Acrasida, Naegleriidae. The transcript has a single exon. Gene Ontology annotation, molecular function: protein binding. The record is from RefSeq and is a predicted model, not a curated record.